CAUAAAUUGGAUAACUUAUCUCUUUCAACUAUUAACUAUGAUAUAAAAUCAAAUAAACCAAGCAUGGUUUGGUGUCCUUUAUUACCAAAUCUCCAAUGUAUACAAGUACCACUUACAGAAGUACCUUUAGUACUAGAUUUGUAUACCUUUGACACAAUAUUACCUGGAGGUAGUAGGCUUGGUGAAGGUUAUAAAAUUUUAUCUGAGAACUGUGCAAAUAGAUGUUAA
This is a messenger RNA of Dentiscutata erythropus, 228 nucleotides long. The record is from the annotation of a GenBank genome assembly. NCBI's taxonomy places the organism in Eukaryota, Fungi, Glomeromycota, Glomeromycetes, Diversisporales, Gigasporaceae.